UGUAGAUCGGCUGAAUCGGUACUUUGAUUUUGUCUUGAUGCACCAGAAGAAAUCCGCUAAGAUUCAUGCAACGUUAAUCAGAGGCUAUGACCAAGAUGUGAACUCCAUUCAGCAAAUACAGGAAGACACUGAAACGCUCCAGAGGCACUGCACUACACUGGACUCGUCUUUGUGCGAGGAAACUUCGAGAAAUUCGGAGUGUAAUUCACAUAUCAAAGAACUGCGAGAGAUACUUGCCUCAUGCAAUAACUUGAAUGCGAAAAGUCACCAAGAUGGGCAGAAAGAAAAAAAUGUGGCAUCAACUAGAAUGGAAAACGAAGAAAUAGUAGAAAACCAUCCAUCGCCCAAUAAUAGUAGUUCAGGAAUGGAAGAAAUGAAUUAAUCAACUGGAUAUAAAUAUGAUUGCAUUAGGUUUAGUGCUCAAAAAAGUAGUAAAUCAAAUCAGAU
Messenger RNA from Cylicocyclus nassatus, 447 nucleotides. The record is from the annotation of a GenBank genome assembly. Lineage: Eukaryota; Metazoa; Nematoda; Chromadorea; Rhabditida; Strongylidae.